ACGCAACACCUUGUGAUUGUUCUUUGUGUAGUGUUUAAUUGUACGUUCAAUAUCGACGAGCUGCGCGGAUACUCGUCGCUCUUGUUUACACUCUAUCGAUUAAGCAACAUAUCUUCCAACUAAACAGCUUUCAGUACACAUUUUUGAAACUUUAUCUUAGAUAUCCCCCGAAUUAGUGCAGUGCAACCAAACAAUCAUGUCGGUGGACAAAUUUGAUCUUCAAAAGGUGCACGCAAAGUUCAAUGAAAGUCUCGUCGAAGAGGAUGAUGUCUACGUGGACCAAUAUCUGGAAGCAUUCAAGGAACUGUACAAAUUUUUCCAGCUGAUGGGAACGGUGUUCGGAUUCGUGAGCAGUGACGUCAAGGAGAAGGUGGAAAUUCUUGAGAAGCUUCGCACGAAGGAAAAUGCGGACAGCUUUCUCACCAUCCGCACGAUGAUGGAGUACGAGCAGGAAUCGAAUUUGCUCAAUAAGAAAGACUACGUAUCCGGUAGCCGAACAUUGCUAAGGCUUCACCGUGGUUUGGAUUUUAUACAAGAGUUUCUGAAACGUCUCGGCGAGCUGGAAGGCGAUGGUAAAACGAAUGGCGUUUGCCAGGCUGCAUAUAAUGAUACUCUUGCUCAAUUUCACCCAUGGCUCAUCAGAAAAGGUGCUACCGUAGCCAUGUAUGCACUUCCAACGCGGGACCAACUGCUUGACAAGGUCUGUGUGGAUGUGGCCAUUGCGAUGAAACUGCUGCCGGAAAUGUUAUCCGUUACGCGCAAUGUGUACGAUCGCACGCAAGAGCUUUACACCAAGUACGAUCUGCAUGGAUUACCAUGAAGUGGAUAUAGCUUCCCCACACCACACAAAGGCCGACCGACCAGUAGCUACAAAUUACGCUUACAGAGUGUAUUUUAUGAUUGAUCGCUUUUAAUUUGUGCUUUUAAAACGUCUUUGAUUUGAUCCACGUCGUGAUAUGAGAGAAUUGUCAGAGAAGUGUGUAAAGGAUACAACCAAAUAGCUUAUUAUGGUAGAGAUUUGUGUUUUAGCUGUACUUCGCCUGUUAUUGUAGCGAUUUGAGUUUAAGUUGUACUUCGCUUUAAAAUGUGUUAUACGGGAAGUAUUAGAAAGGCUUGGCGCAAAUAGUGAUAUUAAGUUCAAGCUGGCUUGAUCUUGAGAUGCGUUAGAAUGGUGUACGCUUAUGUGUAUAGUGUCUGUCGGUCAUAUCUCAUCCGUAUCCCAUUGAAAGGUGCUACAUGUUUUAUACCUGUAUAAGCUCAAUCUCGUACUGGCAAGGUUCAUUUAUAAAAAAAGCUCAUUUGCAGGUAUGAUUUGCCGUAAAAACUGUGAGCUACACACAAUUGUAAUACGAUGUGCUCAAUUUUCUGUGCGAAAAAUGCAAGAAGUGAUACGUAAUGAAAUCAAUCAACAACCACCUAAUCCUCUCUCCUUCCCCACGCCACACAUUCCACUCGUAUUUGCCAUCCUGAUGCAGCUCAUGUAUUUUCGGACUGUAUGAAGAAGAACAGAAAGGUUUAGCUUUUUGUGUGAAUAAACAUGAUGUGACAAUA
Molecule: messenger RNA, 1551 nt
Organism: Anopheles moucheti
Lineage: Eukaryota; Metazoa; Arthropoda; Insecta; Diptera; Culicidae
Product: ceramide-1-phosphate transfer protein
Exons: 3
Coding region: 197-820 (207 amino acids)
Biological process (GO): ceramide transport; intermembrane lipid transfer
Cellular component (GO): cytosol; membrane; cytoplasm
Molecular function (GO): ceramide 1-phosphate transfer activity; ceramide 1-phosphate binding
Source: RefSeq, a predicted model, not a curated record